AUGUCCCGCAAAGUGACGCAGGUGUCGGGCAUUCUGGACGUGCAUGUGAUGCAAGCGGAGGGACUAAAGAACGUGUGCUUAUACGGACCCCAGGACGUUUACGUUAAGAUCCUCUGCGGCACGCACGACGACUCGCAGGGCCGCGUCGCGCUGCACACCAAGACCGUGAAAGCCGGCGGCUCGAACCCCAUAUUCAACCAGCGACUACAGGUAGGCGUGCAGGAGCGCCACGUGGAAGUGAAGUGCGAGAUCUGGGCGGCGAGUCACAACCGCGGCACAGCGGACGACCAGCUCAUCGGCUUCGUACACGUGCCCAUCUACAAAGAUUCUUCCGACAAGGCCAAGGGGCAGACUAUCCGCGAGUUCCCCCUCCGCCCAGUAGACGGCGACGCGGGAACAGCCUCCGCGGGAGUCAUCCGCCUUGCGCUCUCCUACCAUCCGCGCCCGUCCUCUUCCGCCGCCGCGUCCUCGUCCCUCCCCAUUCGCGGACCGCCCGGCGGAGGCAUCUUGGGCCGCGCGCUUUCCGCUGCCUUCUGCCGAAUCGCCAGCGACAAAGCCGGCGCGGGGAGCAGCAAAGCGAGCGGAGCGGGCGGAGCGGCGGCGGCGGCAGCGGCGGCGAUUCCCGCAGUGCCGGCAGCGGGGACGGGAGUAGCGGGGGCGCGCGGAGUCGUUGCGGCAGUUGGCGGAAGCAUUAGCGGGUGGGGAGAGGCCAGCGCAGCAGGGGGCGGCGGCUUCGGGGGAAUAGGGGGAGGAGCAAGCGCAGUAAGCGCAGUAGGAGCAGGGGCAGGGGCGCAAGCAGUGGCGCAAGGGCAUUUUCAGGCGCAAGGUUCGGGGCAACCGGCGGCGGCUCUAGAGGCGCAAAGCGCAGCCCGUGGGAGGCAAGUGCAAGGCGGGUCGCGGUUUCCGCAUCUGCAGUCGCAGCAGUCGCAGCAACCGCAGCCGUCGCAGCAGUUGUUGUCCCAGCAGCAAGGAAUCUUAGGGAGCACGCUAGGAGGUUCAGUAUCGUCCGGUCUAGACUUAGUUCAAGCUUUAAGAGCAGUUGCGGAGGUCGAUAGGGCGGGACUCGUAGGCGCGGGCGGAAAGAAGAAGGCCAAAUCCGGACCAAUCAUAUCCGGCGGAAUGGAAGUGUAUGGCGGAGCGGGGAGCGCGGGGAUCGGCGGAACUCUGGCGGCAUCCGCGGGGCUCGGCGGAACGUUCAGCCCCGGGUUCGGCGGAGGCACGGCGGCCGGGGGGGCGAACAGCAGCGCAAGCGCCGGGGGAAUGUUUGGUGGAGGCAUGGGGAGAGGCAUCGGGGGAGGCAUUGGCGGGGGGAGCGCGCACGCGCACGCGUUGGCGCAGCAGCUUCCCCACGGCAAGCCCAAGUCGAAGUCCGGACCGCUGCAGCACGUGGCGGAAGGGGGCUUGGCGGGGGGAGGCAUGGGAAGAAGCGGCCCCGCGACGAGCUGGGUAGGUCUGGGGGGAAGCGGGGGGGGCGCAGGCGUAGGCGCGGGCGCGGGGGAGCUGCUGGCGGGCGCGUUUGGCGGAGGGGGGAUCUUCGAAGGGGUGGCGGAAGGGGCGUGGGGAUCGGACGCGUCUGUUCUCUCCGCGAUUCUGCUGCGCGACGGGCUGCUUCCGCCGAGCGCGGUGGGGCUGGCGCAACAAGCGGCGGAGGGAUGCGGAACGGCCGGCGGCGGCGCAUCUGGCGGGGGAGCGGGAAGGGGAGGGGGGAGAAGAGAAGGGUCGCUGGGGGCGAAUCCGCUGCCCGCGCGCUUCGCAGGGCUGUGCAGUGUGGGGGAAGGGGAAGGAGCAGGGGGGGAAGCGGGAAUGGCAGGCGAAAGUGGUGGGGGUCCGGUAGCAAGUAGCAGAGGUGGCUUGAGUGGAACAGCAGCGUCAGGCGGAGGAGGAGGAGGAGGGGGGAAGGUAACUGGAGGUGGGAGUGCCGCCCCUCGCGUUCCUCCCCUGUCGGCUGUUGCUGCAGCCGCGUCUGGCGCUGCUGCUGCUGGUUCUUCUAUGCGCUCGCAGCAGCACCGGCAGCAGCAUCACCACAGAGAGCAGCAGCAGCAGCAGCAGCAGCAGCAGCAGCACCAUCAUCAUCACCAUCACCAUCAGGACGGUGUUACUGCUGCUGCUGCUGCUGCUGCUGCUGUUCCAGCUGCAAGCUCGGGCAUGGGCCCCAGCGUCCUAUCUGGCAUACCGCCUGGGAUUCCGCCUGGCAUGGGCGGCCACAGCCAGCUCUCCCCGGAGCUGCUCACUCUGUGGGAAACACCUGACGCUGUAGCCAUGGAAGCUGCCUGGUCGCCCCCCCACGGCCCCUGGCAGGGAGUGUACCAUCAUACCUCCUCUCUAGCCGGCGCUGCUUCCCCCACUGGCAGCGCGGGCGGCGCGGGAGGAAUGGAAGGAGGGGGGAGGGGGAGGGAUGACGGGGAGGGGAGCGAGCAGAGCGCGGAGGAGGUUUCGUCCACGCAGAAGCGGACGUGUGGCGCGGACGGGGGCGCGGGGGAGGCGGGGAGGGUGGGGAUGGGGGAGGAGUGCUGCGCGGAUGGCGGGUUUGGGGGGGAAUGCGGGGGGUGCGGGGGAGGCGGGGUAACCGGGGGAGGGGGUGGGGGAGGGGGGGGGGACGAGUGCAGCAUGCAUAGAGCUUGUGGGGGUGGGGGAGGGGGAGGGGGAGGGGGAGGGGGAGGGGGAGGGGGAGGCGGAGGGGGAGGGGGAGGGAGAGGGAUGGGGCGUGGCGGUGUGGUGGUGGAGGGGUCGUUCUUUGAGACGUGCUCCCCGGACCGGUUCCUGCAGUCGCCCCCGCGGGGCAUGGGGGGAGCAGGAGCAGCAGGCAUGGAGGAGGGCGAAGGGGACUGCCACAUGGGUGGCGGUGGCGCUGCUGGUGGCGGCGGUGGUGGUGGUGGUGGCGGCGGUGGUGUUGCCGGUGGCGGUGAUGGUGGUGUGCAAGAGAGGACGAGUGGACGACGAUCCAAGACGGGAGGGAGAGGGAGAGGGGGAGGGGUAGGGGGAGGAGUGGGUGGUGCUGGGGAGUGGAAGGUGGCGGAGAGCAGAGGUGAGGGCGGGAGGCUGUUUCGCAUGGCCAUGCCCGAUGGGUUUGACACGGAGGGAUGGGGCUCUGUGGAUGAUAUGGAUGUGUCCGGGGCUGAUGGGGUUGGGGAAGGGGAAGGGGAAGGUGGUGAGGGUGAGGGGAUUGAGGUGGAGGGGGAGGAGAGGGGAGGGGUGUAUGGGGAGGGUGGGCAUUUGCUUGUGUAUGUGAGCUCGGAUGCCAGUGCUGAUGGUGGCGUGUAUCAGAGACACACACAGCAGCAGCAGCAGCAGCAGCAGCAGCAGGCACACGCACAAGUGGGGGCAGCAGCAGCAGGGGGGGUGUCCUCCCCAGCGCUACCACCAGCGCCAGCGCCCACGCCCAUGCCUCGUCGCGCUUCGCCUCUGUGCUUCAGCCCAUGUGGACGGAUAAUGAUGGCUUUGAUGGGGAUGGGGACGUGCUAUGGGGAGGUGGAGGAGGGUGUGCGGGAGGUGGGGGAGGGAUGGGUGGAGGACGAGGAGGUGGGAGGUUGGAAAGCGGGCGAGGUGGGGGGUUGGUGA
Messenger RNA from Closterium sp. Naga37s-1, 3558 nucleotides. Lineage: Eukaryota; Viridiplantae; Streptophyta; Zygnematophyceae; Desmidiales; Closteriaceae. The record is from the annotation of a GenBank genome assembly.